Molecule: messenger RNA, 426 nt
Organism: Trichobilharzia szidati
Lineage: Eukaryota; Metazoa; Platyhelminthes; Trematoda; Strigeidida; Schistosomatidae
Source: the annotation of a GenBank genome assembly
GUUUCAUAAUCAUUGAGUUGGAAUGACGCCUCAAUUCUUCAGCCUUCUACUGCUUGUAUCGAUAUCUGUACUUUUGAUGACUCCCAUUGCGGCUAAAGCUACUGAACAUAAUGUUCCAAUUGGUUUCAGUGACAAAAAUGAAAUGUUUUUAACAUUCAGAGAUGUCAAAUUUCUACUGGAUAAGAAUGAUCAAUUGACAAUGAAAGAUAGUGAUUGUAUUGCGACAGUCGAUUUGGCCCCACCCAAUGCUAAAGAAAAAGAAAGUAAAAGUGUUUAUCGUCAGUUAACACGAAUAUGUACUUCAUGGUUUCAAAAAUCAAACGAAGAAGCAAAGGCCUAGAGGAAUGGUACAUUAAAUCAGAUUCCUUUUGUUAUGUUCAUUGAUAAAGCAUAAUUUUGUUUUGAAAAAGAUUCCUCAUCGUCCUG